Symsagittifera roscoffensis is the source of this 815-nucleotide messenger RNA. RefSeq names its product RNA polymerase II subunit A C-terminal domain phosphatase SSU72-like. Bases 15 to 608 code for a protein of 197 amino acids. Gene Ontology annotation, biological process: termination of RNA polymerase II transcription. The transcript has 2 exons. NCBI's taxonomy places the organism in Eukaryota, Metazoa, Xenacoelomorpha, Acoela, Convolutidae. The record is from RefSeq and is a predicted model, not a curated record. Gene Ontology annotation, cellular component: mRNA cleavage and polyadenylation specificity factor complex; nucleus. Gene Ontology annotation, molecular function: RNA polymerase II CTD heptapeptide repeat phosphatase activity.
CUUGGACAGAAAACAUGCCGUCAAGUAAGAGACUGAAUAUCGCAAUUGUUUGCUCUAGUAAUCAGAACAGAAGUAUGGAAGCGCAUUCUUUUCUGAGCAAAAAAGGCUUCAUAGUCAAAUCUUUUGGAAUUGGAACAACAGUAAAGUUACCGGGACCCAGCUCAGACAAGCCCAAUAUUUAUGAUUUCUCGACUACCUACGACGAAAUGUACAAAGAUUUAUUCAGUCGAGAUCCCCAUCUGUACACACAAAACGGAAUAUUACACAUGCUUGACCGCAACAGAAGAAUUAAACCUAAACCAGAACAGUUUCAAAGAUGUUACGAACACUUUGAUUUGGUCAUAACGUGCGAGGAGAGAAUUUUUGACGAGGUCGUAUUGGAACUGCUAAGAAGAGAACAGACGGAGUAUAAGGCACUGCCGUGCCACGUUAUCAAUAUUGAUAUCAGUGAUAAUCAGGAAGACGCAACAAUUGGAGCUUUUAUGAUCUGCGAUCUCUGCUCUAUGAUGGAAGCCUCGGAAGAUUUGGAUUGCGAUAUCGAGAAUAUUUUACAGGCUUUUGAAACGAAGUCGAGGCGAAGUGUUCUUCAUGACAUUCUAUUUGCGUGAUGUGACCUUUAGAAAUUUGUUUGCAAAACGGUGUUGACCGAAAACACUGUUUUGGUGGAAUUUACCAGAGCAUGUUAUUGAUUUUGGAGCUAUUUAUUUAGGAGAUAAAUGAAAACUCUUCUAUCAGCUCAGAUUUUUGUUAGUAUAAUAGUUAACAUAACUUUUCUAUUCUGCUGAAACUGUGAUCUUUUCAAAAUUCAUUUGGUU